AUGAAUCUGUGGUUUUCGACGGGUUGUAUGGGUACGGGUCACAAAGCGCUGUUCUUAUGGUUGUUGCUCUUGCUCGCCCUUGUCUUUCUAGUUGUUUACCUGGAUGGUGGUCUGGAUGGAGAGCCGUCGAUAUUUUUUGUGAUUUUAGGAUUUUUUGACAUCAUUUUUUUGUCCACCUCAGUGAUCAGAAUAAUGCGCCACUAUCAAAUUUGUGGUGUGGGAAGGAGGCAAUACGAUAUGAAUGCACCAUAUCAGGUGGCAGCAUACGUUUACCCACUAGAAAAACGAGUCUCUGCUGUUGCGUUUGCGUUACUGGUCUUCAAAGUUAUUUUCGAAAUACUGCUUUAUAUUCGAUUAAAAUUUGGGAUGGUUCCGGUGUUCUGGCUGGCAAUGCCAUUUUGGUUAUUUCUGGUCGUCUUGAUUAUCGAAUUAACUUUUCGCUUAUUUAGCAUACACAAUAGACCACCAGUAAAGAUAAGACAGCGUAGUUAG
Cercopithifilaria johnstoni is the source of this 492-nucleotide messenger RNA. The record is from the annotation of a GenBank genome assembly. NCBI's taxonomy places the organism in Eukaryota, Metazoa, Nematoda, Chromadorea, Rhabditida, Onchocercidae.